This is a messenger RNA of Effrenium voratum, 933 nucleotides long. The record is from the annotation of a GenBank genome assembly. Lineage: Eukaryota; Dinophyceae; Suessiales; Symbiodiniaceae.
AUGAUGCGUUCUCUUGCAGGAAGCAGUGAUCCUUCUCUUCGCAACCCAGGGAGCCUCGGGCACAACAGGGGUUGCAAGCCGUGCAACAAGUUCAAACCCGAAAGGCCUGAGUCCUGCAAGAAAGGCGACACCUGCACUUUCUGCCACGGGGAGCACGAGCGACCAAAGCACAAGGGCCAACGUGGCCGCCAUGCCCUGCAGCGAAGGCAGUACCUGGAGUCUGUGGAGAGUCAGGCUUCCAGCUCAACGAUUCGCCCGGAGCUGGCACAGAUUGGAGCCAGGAUCUAUCAGGAGCCGCGCCUCAUUGUGGAGCGCCUCAAGAGGAAGCUACGCCACUAUGAGCCAAGCAGCAGUGACUGGGCCGAGAAGGUGCAGUUCUUGACUCAGGAGAUAAGGGCCAUUGGCAACAAAGCGCAAGAUGCACGACCUGACAGCUCGCGUGUCCAAAAAGCCCGGGACGAGCAACCACCGCCGACGAACAACGACGCAGACUUGGAGAGCAGGCUGAAGUGGUACGAAGGCUGCCUGUAUCUCACAGCCAAGAAGAUGUUGGAGAGCGAGACGCCUCCCGUGGAGGACGUUGAGCGGCUCGUGGACGCCAACUUGCGGGAGCUUGCAGGCUUGGAGAAGAAGCUGGAUCAGCAGAUUGCUGGAAGUGCUCAGGAGCCACCGAGAAUCGCCUGGGAGGAGCCGACUGCGGAGGCCUUCAUUCAGAAGCACCUGGUCCAGAACUCCUGGUUGCUCCCGAAGCUGCUGGAGCUGUUGAGCCUCGAGGUCGCUGACAGGCUCACUGAGAAAGAGCUGAAGGAGAUGGAGGCCUGGAAUCAUUUCCAUGACGAGCUUCAACGGUUGCCGGAGAUCACAGACCCUUCAGUCCGGAGUCUCUUCAAGGAGGCCGCGUCGCUGGAGGCAUUGCAUUUACCAACAAGUUGA